This is a messenger RNA of Durusdinium trenchii, 1335 nucleotides long. NCBI's taxonomy places the organism in Eukaryota, Dinophyceae, Suessiales, Symbiodiniaceae. The record is from the annotation of a GenBank genome assembly.
AUGGAAGGUGCUCCCAGUCUUCCGCUGCCACCACUCUUCCUGCACCGCUGCCAUGGUCAGGAGCCGCCACUGCGAGGACUUCGCCUCCAAGGCUCGGCAGAGAGGGCAGCCGAAAAUUUCAAUGCACAUGGCGAUCAUUCAGAGAGCCUCCUGGGGCUCGGUUGCUUCUUCGAUCGGACUUCGCUCUUCGUUGAGACGGCGGACCAGCAACUGGUCCCCGUCGUCGAGCAGCUCUUCCUUUCUGAAGUGAGUUGUCACCCCAUCCACAGCGAUUUGUUGCCUGACAUGGCUGUGAUUGCGGUUGUGCCACCGGUGACUGGCCAAGGGAUCCAAGGAACUUCCAUGUGCGGAUGCGAAGCCGAAGAUCGAGAAGGCUGGUUCAUCCUGAUACAAGGUCUCUCCACUGCUUAUGACAUCAUGGAUGUUCUAAGUCUACGUGGCUGCAUUAGACAUGACAUCGAGAACUCCUACUCACUGCCGGCGGAUGAUUCUGGAAUCAUCGGUGAAGGGGCGUAUGCAACUGUGUACCAUUCCCAGGGCCGAGACAAACGGCCCGUGGCAGUGAAGAAGAUGAACUGUCAAAGCGAUUUCGAAUCCAUCGCACGAGAGGUCAGCACGCUGGUGGAGGUGCAAGGGCCCCACAUCAUCGGAUUUCGUGCGAUCUUCUGGCAGCAAGAGGUCGAGCGCUUGCAGGUCUCGAUGGUGUUCGAGUUGGCCUCGGGGGACUUGUUGUUCAAGGUGCUGCAAGAUGGACCCAUGGAUGAACCCAGUGCUCGCACGCUCUUCGUGAGUAUCCUGCAUGGCCUCAAGAGGAUCCAUGACCACGGCAUAGUCCACCGGGACAUCAAAACCGAGAACAUCCUUCUGCAGGGAGAUGUGCCAAUGGUGGCUGACUUCGGGUUGGCCUGUAAAGCCACUGACGAGCAGCAGAUGUCGCGACGGUGUGGGUCCGCCGGUUUUGUGGCGCCUGAGGUGUGUUUAGGCUCCGCCUAUGACUACAAGGUGGAUACCUUUGGUGCAGGUGUGAUCCUUUAUUUCAUCCUCAGCAAAGAGCUGCCUUUCAGCAGCCCAGACCGGGACUCUGCUGCCAUCAUGCGGAAGACCGUGAAGUGUAAUCUUCAUUUGCAACGUCCACCCUUCAGCGAAAUGACCAGCCGCACGAGAAACAUGUUGCGACAGCUCAUUUGCAAAAGCCAGGAGGAAAGGCUAUCGGCCGAUGGGGCCUUGGCGCACUCCUGGGUUGUUGGUAAGACGGCUGGUGGGAAGAAGAAAGAGCUGGCGGAAGGAGAUGGGGCGGCUCUUGGAGUUGCUCCGCCACCUCAGCCACGCGAUUAG